This is a messenger RNA of Episyrphus balteatus (marmalade hoverfly), 1381 nucleotides long. Its product is annotated as trypsin-like. Gene Ontology annotation, biological process: proteolysis. The record is from RefSeq and is a predicted model, not a curated record. Gene Ontology annotation, molecular function: serine-type endopeptidase activity. Lineage: Eukaryota; Metazoa; Arthropoda; Insecta; Diptera; Syrphidae. The coding region runs from base 149 to 1069 and encodes 306 amino acids. The transcript is spliced from 4 exons.
AGUCAAUUUGAAAACGUAUCAACUAGUUAACGUUUAAUUAGUAGGUGAAACAAACAUUUACGGGCCAUAAGAUGCUAACUGUUUAAAUUUAAUCAAGCAGAGUUUUUUUUUUUCUUAAUAUUUAUUUAACCGAAAAAAGUUGUGAAUAAUGAAUUGUAAAAUUUUUAAGUUUACAGCUUUCAUCAUUAGCUGUAGUUAUAUUUUCAAAACUGUUCAAUGUGAUUCCGUUGAUGCACGUAUAUAUGGUGGAUCAGAAAUUCAAAUAACCGAUGCACCAUAUCAAGUAUCAAUACGUUUAAAAGUCGAUGAUGCAUAUAAAUUUGGUUAUGGACAUGUAUGUGGUGGAUCUCUAAUAACAAGUCGUAUUGUUUUAACAGCAGCCCAUUGUAUAGCCGCAUCUCUCGAUAAACCUAUCCAAUACCGAAGUCCUCGUGAUUUUACUUUGGUCAUGGGUGACACUUAUCUCAUACGAAAAAUUUCAGGAACUCUACAAUUUGAUGUACAACAGAUUGUUGUUCAUCCAAAUUUUAAUAAACCAGCUUCACUGGAAAACGACAUAGCAAUGAUGUUCUUUAGUGGAAAUGUUCCUUCAAAUCAAAAUAAUGUCCAUCUUAUUGCACUUAAUAAAGCUCCUUUGGCAGCUAACACUCUUUGUAAUGUUUCUGGAUGGGGUAAAAUUAAUUCAGUUCUAAUACCAAAUAAUCUUAUGCAAGCAACAGUUCCAAUUGUUCCACAAACAACUUGUGAAAGAAGUUAUGGACGUCUCCCACAAACUAUGAUGUGCGCUGGAUUUAUGGCCACUGGAGGUGUUGAUGCUUGUCAAGGUGAUUCAGGUGGUCCAUUUGUUUGUAAUAAUAAAUUGGCUGGAGUUGUGUCCUGGGGUACAGGAUGUGGUCUUCCUGGUUAUCCAGGAGUUUAUACGAAUGUUUCGUCAUUUGUUGGAUGGAUUGAACAAACAAAUGCAACUUUUAAUUAUAGUUACUAUUCUGGAGGAUCUUCUUUGGUCAAAAAAUCACUGAUAUUAAUAGUUUUAAGCUUAUUUAUAACAGUUUUUAAGAUGAAUUUAUAAAAUGUUUAAAAUAUUAACAAUUAGUUUUGCUCAAAAAGUCCACUUUACUUGGAAGCGAGUAGGUAUUCAAAUUUUAAACAUAUAUUGGCUGGAGUACCACAAGGUAGUGCUUUUAGUCCCAUAUUGUAGCUUCUUUUAUACCUACAUAUUAAUAUACCUGAAACAGAAGACAAUGGAAACUAAGUCUUAUAGAAAAUGUUCAUUAGAAUAUUUUAAUAAAAAAAAAAAUUCUUGAAGGGAUACAAAAGUUUAUUAUUAUUUAUUGAUGUAGUAAGGAUAAUUUGACAGUAAUUGUAGUCUAACAUCUUCUUA